CCCCGCGGCGCCAUGGGCAUCACACGGGAGGCGCUGCGCGACGCCAUGCGCUACAUGCUGGAGUCGCAGGGCUUCGACCGCGUGCUCCGCAAGGUUAAACUUGUUUCCGCAACCCCGGGGAAACUUGUGUGCGAGCUGAAAGUGGAGGAGGAGCACACGAACCGAGGCGGCACGCUACACGGGGGGCUCACGGCCACGCUUGUGGACGUGGUGUCAACAGCAGCACUGAUGAACACAGAAAGAGCAGUGCCCGGGGUCAGCGUGGACAUGAACAUCACAUACACUACUGCUGCUAAGAUUGGAGAAGAGGUACUGAUUACAGCCCAGAUUCUGAAGCAAGGAAGAAAUCUUGCAUUUGCCACUGUGGAUUUAACAAACAAGGCAACAGGGAAGUUAAUAGCACAAGGCAGACAUACAAAGUACCUUAAUUAAUACAAGAAGGUUACCCAUGUCGUUAAGAGUGCAAGAGGUGAAAGAUACAGAAGUGAGGAAUA
Molecule: messenger RNA, 494 nt
Organism: Tinamus guttatus (white-throated tinamou)
Lineage: Eukaryota; Metazoa; Chordata; Aves; Tinamiformes; Tinamidae
Gene: ACOT13
Product: acyl-CoA thioesterase 13
Molecular function (GO): fatty acyl-CoA hydrolase activity
Source: RefSeq, a predicted model, not a curated record